Gongylonema pulchrum is the source of this 477-nucleotide messenger RNA. Lineage: Eukaryota; Metazoa; Nematoda; Chromadorea; Rhabditida; Gongylonematidae. The record is from the annotation of a GenBank genome assembly.
AUGGGUACUUCUGCUUAUUGUACAUCACUGUACGUAAACUUGUUGCUUUUAAUAUCAAAUCAUUUGAACUGCUUAUAUAUUGCAGGUCUUCUGAAUCAAGAAACUCAUCAACAAUUAGCUGAGCGUAAAAAAUUACAUGUAGUGGAACUGUCACCACAACGGCGUUACUUUCCAGUGAAAGUGGCUUCGCCGAUUCGUUCCGAGUUGAGGACGGAACAAGAUAUCGAACCCAAAGAAAGAUUACUGCUGAAUGAUUUUUAUGGAGAAGGGCGUUUACCAAUUAUCAAGCAGGAGGUCCCGUUCUAUGCCAAUCUUCCGAAUCAUCUCGCAGCCGAAGCUCUCAAAUAUCGGUUUCGAAAUCGGGACAAAUGUAUGAUUCGACUAAUGGCUGAUGAUGUGGUACCACGAUGGACUCGUGAUGAACGUAGGAAGUGGGCCGAUCAAAAACAUCAAGACGUUAUGGGUGGAUUAAUUCCA